UUCUCCGAAGGAAAUGGAGGAGGGAGAAGGAGGAAAGGCGCUUACUAAUAUUGAGGAUUUCAUGGAUUUCUACAGGAGGGUCCCGCGUCCAAAUAUGAUUUUCUCCGUCAUUGGGGACUCAGACAAUUUGAUCCCAAAGCCGUGGCCAAAAUCUCGCUUUCAGCAAUCCUUGAUCUAUGCAGCUAAGGCUGCUGGAGAGUGUUGGAUACUAAGCAAAGGAGAGCCCCUGACGGUCUCUAAAAUUAUCCGUGAAAUGAUGGAAGAACACAUCUACCUAGAAAAGGCUGCCAGUAAAUCCCUCCGACUGAUAUCCGUCCCUUCUAAGCCUGUAGAGGACACAGGUCUUUAUUUUGAUUUACCAGAGGUCCUAGAAGACGAUGGGGACCAAGCCAAGAAGAACCAGACCCAUCAGAAUGACAGUAAUUUUGUAAAUCUCUCUGUCCCUUCCGAAGUUGAAGAUUACCUUGAAUUCAGGAUUAAACUCGAGAGAACUUUGGAGAGACCGACAGAUAAAGAAAGAAAUGCCCUAGUUGUAAUUCUAGUGGAAGGAGAUUUGUCGACUGUGGAUCAUGUAAAACUAGCGACUGAGAAUGGCAUACCUGUCAUGUUUGUCAAAGGAACAGGCGGGUUGGCGGAUCUGAUGUCCAUUUCUAUGUAAUUUAUAU
Saccostrea echinata is the source of this 665-nucleotide messenger RNA. Its product is annotated as transient receptor potential cation channel subfamily M member 5-like. Bases 14 to 658 code for a protein of 214 amino acids. The transcript is spliced from 4 exons. Gene Ontology annotation, biological process: calcium ion transmembrane transport. NCBI's taxonomy places the organism in Eukaryota, Metazoa, Mollusca, Bivalvia, Ostreida, Ostreidae. The record is from RefSeq and is a predicted model, not a curated record. Gene Ontology annotation, molecular function: ligand-gated calcium channel activity.